Messenger RNA from Parnassius apollo (apollo), 525 nucleotides. NCBI's taxonomy places the organism in Eukaryota, Metazoa, Arthropoda, Insecta, Lepidoptera, Papilionidae. The record is from the annotation of a GenBank genome assembly.
AUGCCGAGAAAAUCAGCAAUAAAGUGUUAUUUUGGAUGUGCGACUGAAGUUUCAGGUCCUUUUCACCAAUUCCCGAAACCAGAAUACCCAAAUUUGGAGAAAUUCGAACAGUGGAAAAUGGUUUUGAAUGAAGAUGUAAAAACAAAAGGAGAUUCGUUCAUUUUUAACAUUAUAAGAAUAUGUGAUUGUCACUUUGAGGAAUUUUACCGUUCUGCAAGUAAACGACUCACCGGAAAUGCAGUACCAACUUUGAACUUAUCUUCAACUUCGCCAAUAGUGCUUCAACCAUCAUCUUCUGUUGAGACUGAAAUGGAUAUUGAUAUGCAAAUAGGAGACAACUUAGAGCCUUUCAAGUUGCCAUAUCCGAAACAAAAACUACUUCCUAGAGUUAACACUCGAACACUAAAACGUUCCAAAGAAUUGAGAACUUUAAAAGCUCGAAUUCUGAAAUUAAAAAGUAAAUGUAAGACAUUGAAUGAGAGGCCAACGGGUAUCUGCAGCUUUACGUUUCUUAGCAAAUCAUAA